AAUGACCUGUAAGAAUCUGAUCGGCACGUACAUGUGCAUCUGCUCCCCGGGAUAUAUCCCACAGCCCAGCAGAGAGCGGUGUAUGGAUUUGAACGAAUGCGCAGUCAAGCCGGGUAUCUGUGUGAACGGCCGCUGUGAGAACACCGUCGGCAGCUACCGAUGCAAGUGUAACGACGGCUUCAGUGCCAACCCCACUCAGACCGAAUGCAUCGAUAACAGAGAAGGCUUCUGCUUCAUGGAAGUGCUCCAAACCCUGUGCCAGAUGUCCUUUAGCAGCAGGAACAGUGUCACCAAGUCAGAGUGCUGCUGCGACGGCGGGCGGGGCUGGGGGCCCUCCUGUGAGCUCUGCCCCCUGCGUGGCACCACGGCCUACAAGAAGUUGUGCCCGUUGGGCCCCGGCUACACCACUGACGGCAAAGACAUCAAUGAGUGUCGUGUCAUAGCCAACCUCUGCCGAAACGGCCAGUGUGUGAACUCUCUCGGCUCCUACAAUUGCAUCUGCAAGCCGGGGUACACCACAGACAUCACCGGGUCCACAUGUGUGGAUGUGGAUGAAUGUAUCCAGGCUCCAAAGCCCUGCAACUUCAUCUGUAAAAAUACCGAUGGGGGGUACCAGUGCUCCUGCCCCCGGGGUUACCUGCUGCAGGAGGACGGCAAGAGCUGCAAAGACGUGGACGAAUGCGCAACCAAACAGCAUAACUGCCAGUUCCUGUGUGUGAACACCAUUGGCAGCUUCACCUGUAAAUGCCCACCUGGGUUCACACAGCACCACACUACCUGCAUAGAUAAUAAUGAGUGCACCUCAGAUCCGGGCAUCUGCGGGUCUAACGGGGUCUGCCAGAACAGCCCAGGCAGUUUCAGCUGCGAGUGCCAGCGAGGCUUUUCCAUGGAUCCCAGCAGACACAGCUGCACAGAUACGGAUGAGUGUGACGGUAACCAUCAGUGCCAGCACGGCUGUCAGAACAUGAUUGGCGGCUACCGGUGCAACUGCCCACAGGGCUACCUCCAGCAUUACCAGUGGAACCAGUGCGUGGAUGAGAACGAGUGCCAGGGCAGCCAGGUGUGCGGCGAUGCCGCCUGCCACAACACGCUGGGCAGCUUCCGCUGCGUCUGCCCCGCCGGCUUCAACUUCCAGCAGCACGGCGUCGGCUGCCAGGACGUCAACGAGUGCUCCUCCCAAAACCCCUGCAGCCACGGCUGCUCCAACACCAACGGGGGCUACCUGUGUGGCUGCCCCCCCGGGUUCUACAGGGCCGGGCACGGUCACUGUGUCUCAGGGUUAGGUUUGGGAUCCCCAGAAGCUGAGCAGGGGGGUGCCGGGGAUGAUAACGCGCUUUCCCCAGAAGCGUGCUACGAGUGCAAAAUCAACGGCUAUCCCAAGAAGGGCAGGAACCGCCGCAGUACUAAUGGAACCGACGAGGAGCCGCACGUACAUUCUCAGAAUGAACCGGAGACCAUCAGCUUGGCGAGCGUCGACAUUGAUGACACCCUGCUGUUAAGUUUCAACAUCAGUGACCUGAACCACAAGCAGCACCUGCUGGAGUUCAUCCCAGCUCUCUCCGCUCUCACCGACCACGUCUUGUACGUCUUAGAACAUGGGAACGACGAGGGCCUCUUCAAAAUCAACCAGAGGGACGGAAUCAGCUACCUCCACCUGACCAAGAAGAAAGUGCGUCCCGGAGCGUAUUAUUUACAGAUCGGCAGUGUGCCUCUGUACAGGAAGGAGGAGCUAGCUCGACUGGAGGAGGAGAACACCAAAGACUACCUCACAGGACAGCUGGGAGACGCACUGAAAAUGAAAGUGCAGAUCGUCCUCCAUUAACUCUUCAUGAGAGGAUGAAAUUAAAAGGCUUGUAUCCAAAGAGAUAUGGGUGAAGAGAGGGAUGGGCAGUGUCUGUGGGGGGAGGGGGGGGGGUCUCUUAUUCUAGUCUGUCUCUGCUAUUCAGCAAGGCCGGUGGGUCUCAGUCAGAAGUAAGUGUGCAACUGGAGGGGGGUGGGGGAUACAAUUUCCUAAACCAUCCGCUCUCAGGCCUUAUGUGAAAGGCUGUAGCAGUGUGAAAAAUCUUGAUGCGUAGCCUGGAUGACAUGGUAGCAUUGAUCCUGAGUUUUCACCGCCUGACACAAGCUGAAGUCUGUUUGGACAUUAAGGAAUUUUUUCUGAACAACUUCGUUCUCCAUCUUUCAAACUUAAAUACAUCUGCUUUUUUAUCAUACAGUAUUAAUUGGUGCUAGCAACAACUUGUUUUUUUGUUAAUCCAGUACUGAUAUAUUUACAAAAUACAGUGGCCAAAACAGCAACCUCUCAUGAAGAAUUCAAGUUAUCACUGCAACCAAACAAAUUUAGCUCAACGACCUCUCCAUGCUGUUUCCUCUGUACUACGUGCGAUUUUUGUGUGUUUAUACUGUAAUCAUGCCACUUUUUUAAAUAAUGGAAGCAUUUUUUUAAUAAGAUGAAAACAAACCCUACAUGAAAGGGUUUUUGUAAUGGUGCUUAUAAUGAUAAAAUUCUUCUGUGUAGUUGCGUAUGUCGUUCUGAUGUCUGUGACAGUAACCAUGUCCUGGAGUCGCGCACUCACAUGGUUGCAGUCAAUGCCAUCGUCCAGGGUGAGAGGCAUGAAACUAUCACUCGUUUCCAAUGUCUCCUCACACCAGUGAGGGGACUUAAGUAACAGUAAUUUCACAAUAAAAACAGGUUCUCGGUGUAAAGGA
Messenger RNA from Anguilla rostrata (American eel), 2709 nucleotides. Its product is annotated as fibrillin-1-like. The record is from RefSeq and is a predicted model, not a curated record. Bases 2 to 1822 code for a protein of 606 amino acids. Gene Ontology annotation, molecular function: calcium ion binding. NCBI's taxonomy places the organism in Eukaryota, Metazoa, Chordata, Actinopteri, Anguilliformes, Anguillidae. The transcript is spliced from 11 exons.